AGCGCUCAUUGUGAGGAAAAGCGGCUCGCGGUAAAGAUUGAUUUCUGCAAGCUCUUCAACACGUGGAUCUCAUUUUACAAUAUUAUUCUACAAAAUUUACCUGCAAUACGCGCACUUUUGCAGCUUUAUUGUGCGACCAAGACACUUUCCUAAGCAGCGGAAGGAGAAAAAUCGGUGAAAAUGAAUUGCCACGGUGAUAGAAAAGCUGUUGACUCGCGGGAUGGCGUGAAUUGUGCAGAACUCUUUGGCAGCAAAGAGGGAAUCACGUACAAUGACUUCCUGAUCCUUCCCGGCUACAUUGACUUCACCUCGGACGUCGUGGACAUCUCGUCGCCGCUCACGAAGGGCAUCACGCUGAACAUGCCGCUCGUGUCGUCGCCCAUGGACACCGUCACGGAGGCAGACAUGGCGAUCUCGAUGGCCCUCUUCGGCGGCAUCGGAAUCAUCCACAACAACUGCUCGCCGGAGUACCAGGCGAACGAGGUGAACAAGGUGAAGAAAUACAAGAGCGGCUUCAUCCGCGACCCCGUGGUCAUGGGGCCGCGGCAGCGCGUGUCGGACGUGCAGGAGGUGAAGCGCAAGCAUGGCUUCACGGGCAUCCCCAUCACGGACUCAGGGCGGCUGGGCGGACGCUUGCUGGGUAUCGUGACGUCGCGUGACAUUGACUUCCGCGAGGACGAGGGCGAGACACUGCUGGAGGAGGUGAUGACGGGCAUGGAGGACAUGGUCACGGCGCGCAGCGGCGUGACACUGGAGGAGGCCAACAACAUCCUGAAGACCAGCAAGAAGGGCAAGCUGCCCAUCGUGAACGACAGCGGCGAGCUGGUGGCGCUAAUCGCGCGCACGGACUUCAAGAAGUCGCGCAACUUCCCCAAAGCGUCCAAGGACAGCAACAAGCAGCUGUACGUGGGCGCCGCCGUGGGCACGCGUGAGGACGACAAGGCGCGCCUGGCGCUGCUCGUGCAAGCUGGCGUGGACGUGGUGGUGCUGGACUCGUCGCAGGGCAACUCCGUGUUCCAGAUCGACAUGAUCAAGUACAUCAAGCGCACGCACCCCACGCUUCAGGUCAUCGCCGGCAACAUCGUGACGAAGCAGCAGGCAGAGAACCUCAUUCACGCCGGCGCUGAUGCUCUGCGCGUCGGCAUGGGCAGCGGCAGCAUCUGCAUCACGCAGGAGAUCAUGGCUUGCGGCCGCUCGCAGGCCGAAGCCGUGAACGCGGUGAGCAACUACGCGCGCCAGUUCAACGUGCCCGUGAUCGCGGACGGCGGCGUACGCGAUGUGGGCCACAUCGUGAAGGCGCUGGCGCUGGGCGCGUCCAGUGUGAUGAUGGGCGCAAUGCUGGCCGGCACGUCGGAGGCGCCCGGCGAGUACUUCUUCUCGGACGGCGUGCGCCUAAAGAAGUACCGCGGCAUGGGCAGCCUGGAGGCGAUGGAACGCAAUGACUCGCGCGGUUCCGCCAUGGGGCGCUACUACCACAGCCAGAUGGACAAGCUGCGCGUGGCGCAAGGCGUGAGCGGCAGCAUCGUGGACAAGGGCAGCGUGCUCAGCGUGCUGGACUACCUGCACAACGGCGUGCAGAAGAGCUGCCAGGUUAUCGGCGCGCGCUCCGUGUCGGCGCUGCGCGAGAUGAAGUACACCGGCGAGCUGCGCUUCACGCACCGCUCGCAGAACGCCCAGAUGGAGGGCAACGUGCACGGGCUGUACAACUACGAGAAGCGUCUCUUCUAACAGCCACCGCACGCGCCCCACGCCUCCACGUGCGGGUGACUGCAAUUCCGAGAGCCAGAGAGAGAGAGAGAGAGAGAGUGAAUUUGGAGUCUGUAGCGCAGAUAGCUAAAUGUUUUGUCGAUGUUUAGAGGAACUUCCGCCGCCAAGGCGCAUAAGUGUCUAUUUUUAAUGAGAAAUCUUAUCUGUUUUACCCCCUCAAAUUAUACAUAAAGUCUACAAUUCUACAUAAAUCAAUAAAUGGUAUUUUA
Phlebotomus argentipes is the source of this 1976-nucleotide messenger RNA. It is a transcript of the gene ras, whose product is annotated as inosine-5'-monophosphate dehydrogenase. Gene Ontology annotation, cellular component: cytoplasm. The record is from RefSeq and is a predicted model, not a curated record. Lineage: Eukaryota; Metazoa; Arthropoda; Insecta; Diptera; Psychodidae. The transcript is spliced from 4 exons. Gene Ontology annotation, biological process: GTP biosynthetic process. Bases 181 to 1728 code for a protein of 515 amino acids. Gene Ontology annotation, molecular function: IMP dehydrogenase activity.